This is a messenger RNA of Zalophus californianus (California sea lion), 1387 nucleotides long. RefSeq names its product alkB homolog 6 (gene ALKBH6). The record is from RefSeq and is a predicted model, not a curated record. The transcript is spliced from 7 exons. NCBI's taxonomy places the organism in Eukaryota, Metazoa, Chordata, Mammalia, Carnivora, Otariidae. The coding region runs from base 39 to 824 and encodes 261 amino acids.
UGCGUCAGGAACGUGGGGCGGAAGUGGCUGGGAAGGGAAUGGGGGUGUUUAACUCGGGUGCUGGAGGGGACACUGGUGGACGGACUGGGUGCAUGGAGUUGGUGUCGAUGGAGGAUCAGGACGCCAGGGUUCCAGCCCUGGAACCAUUCAGGGUGGAGCAGGCACCACCUGUAAUCUACUAUGUCCCUGACUUCAUCUCCAAGGAAGAGGAAGAGUAUUUGCUUCGACAGGUCUUCAAUGCCCCAAAGCCAAAGUGGACCCAGCUCUCUGGGAGGAAGUUACAGAACUGGGGUGGGCUCCCCCAUCCCCGGGGGAUGGUUCCUGAGCGGCUUCCUCUGUGGCUCCAGCGCUACGUGGACAAAGUAUCUGACCUCAGCCUUUUUGGGGGUCUCCCAGCCAACCACGUCCUUGUGAACCAGUAUCUGCCUGGGGAGGGCAUCAUGCCCCACGAGGACGGGCCACUCUACUACCCGACCGUCAGCACCAUCAGCCUGGGCUCCCACACCAUGCUGGACCUCUACGAGCCGCGGCAGCCAAAGGAUGAUGACCCUGCAGAGCAGCCCCAGUCCCCGCCCCGGCCAGCCACCUCGCUGCUGCUGGAACCGCGCAGCCUGCUGGUGCUCCGAGGCACCGCCUACACGCGCCUCCUCCACGGCAUCGCAGCUGCCCGCGUGGACGCGCUGGACGCCACCUCCCUGCCGCCCAACGCCGCCGCCUGCCCGUCGGCGCGGCCCGGAGCCAGCCUGGUGCGCGGCACGCGCGUCUCGCUGACCAUCCGCCGCGUGCCCCGCGUGCUGCGCACCGGCCUCCUGCUCAGCAAGUGAAGCCAGGCGCCCGGCCCGCUCGCAUUCCCCGGCUCUGCGCCUCCUCCCUCCUGGCAGCUGCGACCAUGUGACCUUGGAACCCUGGGGCUGAGGCGGGAGGCCCCUACCCCCACCCCCACCCCCACCCCCGCCGCGGGUUAUUUAUUUUCCCUGUAACCUUGUGGGAACUACAGGAAGAGGUUGCAUUUCAAAUAAACCAAUAAAAAUCUCUCUGGUUUUGGAUUGGGUGGGGGGGGCGCAGAUGCGUGGGUUCCUGAGGGGCAGUGUCUGGGACCUUGGGUGGUGUGGGCCCUGGGGUCAGAUGUAUGGGGCAGAAUCCAGGGCUCUUGGGUCAGGGUUCUAUCUGGAAACCCCUUAGGUGGGAUGAAUGGGGUGAGCCUAGGUUCAGCUAACUGGCUGGCUAGGGAGGAAGGAGUUAAAUGGUACUGCUGUCACCUGAGCUGGGCAUCAGGUUACCUGUGUCCACGUUCUGCUUGUUGGAAGGUAGAGCUGAGCCUGCUCCUGGGCCUCUGGCUGCCCAGGAGCCAGGGAAAGAGCUCUCACUGGGGAUCCUCACUGACUAU